CGAUCCCUUGCAACCCUAGCCUUCGAUCGAAUUGCCCCAGAUCACAAACCACAUUAAAAAAAGACUCCCACGUUCUCUUCUCUCUCCGUCUCUCUCUCUCUCUCUUCAUUUCUCAUUGACUCUCUCUUUCUCUCUCUCUCUGCACAGUGCCAAUGGCGGAUCCAAUCGCGAAGGCUCUGAUCGCGUUUGCGCUCUUAGCUUCCCUUUUGCUGUGCUUGCAAGCUUCCUCCGAUGUCCCCUUCAUCGUCGCUCACAAAAAGGCCUCCCUCAACAGACUCAAGUCCGGCGCCGAAAGGGUCUCCGUCACCAUCGACAUCUACAACCAAGGAACCUCGACGGCCUAUGAUGUAAGCUUAUCAGACGAUAGCUGGCCAAGUGAUGCUUUUGAUGUAAUCAGUGGUAGCACAUCAAAGUCAUGGGAAAGGCUUGAUGCUGGUGGCAUCAUUUCUCACACAUUUGAGCUGGAGGCAAAAUCAAAGGGAGUAUUUGCUGGUGAACCAGCUGUCAUAAAGUUCCGUGUUCCCACAAAGGCUGCUUUGCAGGAGGCAUAUUCAACUCCCAUAUUGCCUUUGGAUGUUCUUUCUGAUAGACCUCCCGAGAAGAAGUUUGAAUGGGCUAAGAGGUUGCUGGCUAAGUAUGGAUCUCUAAUCUCGGUGAUCUCCAUCAUGGUCCUGUUCAUAUACUUGGUAGCUUCACCAUCAAAAUCCAGCGCAAAGGGAAGCAAGAAGAAGCGUUAAUCAUUGGCAAAUUAGAGCAUUUGCAAUCAGACACUUUGGAGGCUAGAUCAUGAUAUUCUGAUGGUGGUCAGUUUUUACAUAGUUGGACUUUUUUGAACGAAUGGUUAAAUGAGUUAGUGAGAGAACAAAUUAAUUUCUUGACGGCAUAGCCUAAACAGUUGUUUCUGGUUCUCACUGGACGGAAUGUAUCUUUUAGCUAGCAAAAGUAUAUUUCUUAAUUACCUGAUCUCUCUGCCAUUUUGGAUUGAAUACCAUAUUUUCUGGUGAACUCUUAAGUUUGAUUUCCUUUGUAAA
Molecule: messenger RNA, 1031 nt
Organism: Glycine soja
Lineage: Eukaryota; Viridiplantae; Streptophyta; Magnoliopsida; Fabales; Fabaceae
Product: translocon-associated protein subunit beta-like
Exons: 6
Coding region: 153-737 (194 amino acids)
Cellular component (GO): endoplasmic reticulum; membrane
Source: RefSeq, a predicted model, not a curated record